AUGAGGAAGAAGAGGAAGAAGAAGAAGAAGAAGAAGAAGAAGAAGAAGAAGAAGAAGGAGGAGGAGGAGGAGGAGGAGGAGGAGGAGGAGGAGGAGGAGGAGCAGGAGCAGGAGCAGGAUAAGGAGCAGCAGCAGGAGGAGCAGCAGUAGCAGUAGUAACUACGGCCUGUGUUCUAAAAUCAGCUUGAUGACAUCUUUUUCUCCCCUGGGGAAACUGAAUGCACGGACUCCAAUCUUGAAAAGUGGUUUGGGUCAGAAGUCUACGGUGGGAACAAGCGAGGAUACAGAAACAAAUGAAUCCUUCCAUUAGAAUGCUCACAACCCCACAAAAUCUAGUUUACAUAUUCGCAAUAACUAAUAAAAACCAAAAUAUGUCCCUUUCUACAAGGACUCUAAUCGCAGCAUUAUUACUCCUUACGAUAUGGAACAAGCGUAAACUGUCCUACAGAAAAUAGCACUUAUCGGUUGCCUAGAGUAUAAACCAUCAAACGUGAGUCCUGCAAGUAGGUCUUAUUCUGCUGGAAAUCGAGUCGCGCAUCGAACAGUAGGCGUCAGUUAUGGCAUACUCUGAAAGCACUAGUCCAAGGGUGAGGUGGGGUUUUCGGAGUGCCGUUGGGUACGCGAACCGUCGGACGUUCAGAACGCCGUCUUCAGCUGGGUUUUCCUGGUAAGUGGUCCGUGAUGCAUUAUAAGACUGUCACCUUUAAUUGCACAUAGAGGGUCAGUUAACUGCUCUAAAUCUUGGAAGACGAAGAUGUGAUCGCUGGAAUAAGAAGUUUCUUGGCCGACAUUUCGGAUUCUCACUCGAAUCCAUCAUCAGACAUAGUCGCAGAUAGGGGUAAUGGUUGCACAAGGAGUGCAGUAUUUAUAGUACGUGGCAGCCGUGGGACCAUAUGCGUACUAUAAUUAACGGCUCUCGCAAUCAUCGCUGGGUUCGUAAUUGAUGCGACGGUGGCUUGUCAGUUCGAGUCAGAGCCGUUAAUGCCCAUGAUUUCGUCAUCCGUGCUGGUUGCUGGUGUGACGACUGCUCGGCAAACUGGCUCACUGUCACUGUGAUAAUUGCUCGCCCGCGCCCUCCCCACGUGACUGAUUCUCCUGCCCAGGGAAAAUCUCAGCACGGAAUAUGGUACCAGGAGGUCAUUGUGCUUUUUGAUGGAUUGCGGGCCUGAGAACCAUGACUCGAGCAGGUCGCGGCUCCCGCGUUUAUCACCCCUUGCGAGGAUUUCGGCCUCUUGAAAUUUGAAAAUAUGGCCGGGUCCCGUCGACUGUGCCGCCACCUGAGAGUUGGCGUCUCCCCGCCUCACUGCUGCUGCGUGCUCGGCAAGUCGCGUACGGAGUAAUCUCCCAGUUUCUCCGACAUAAUUGCUUUGUCCGCAACUACACCAGAUCCGGUAAACGACUCCAGACGUUUCCUGCCGUGGCAGCGGGUCUUUUGGCCUCAUUACUUGGCGACUAAUGGUUGCUUCCGGCCUGUGUGCAACCCCAACUCCAAGUGGAGUGAGAAGACGACUGACGGCUUCCGAGACGUUCUUCACGUAGGGAACGCCAAUGGGUUCGCCGAUAUCGGGACUCAUAGCCGAGGCGGUCCUUCAACGGCUGUAUUCGCUGGUUUUCCGACACCACAGACCGAAAUUCUGGGCUCGGUAUGUGGAUGACACCGUCGUCAUCGAACGGGAUCAGGUGCUGACUUUCAAAGAACAACUCAACGCCGUCUUCCCGGACAUUCAAUUUACGAUGGAGGAGGAGGAAAACAAUCAGCUGGCCUUCCUGGAUGUCCUCGUCUGA
This is a messenger RNA of Spirometra erinaceieuropaei, 1785 nucleotides long. Lineage: Eukaryota; Metazoa; Platyhelminthes; Cestoda; Diphyllobothriidea; Diphyllobothriidae. The record is from the annotation of a GenBank genome assembly.